AAGUAGUCAAGGUGAGGUGUUUCAACUCACAAGUGAAGCUUUACAUAAGAGCAAGAGAGUGAAACUAACUAAACUGAAAAUGGCGCUAAUAGUGCACCCGACAGCAACAGCAUCAUCAUCAUCAUCUUUUACUACCAACAAACCCCGUCUUCUCCUCCACACACCAUCCCACGCCAAAUUUCGCAUCAAAUUCCAGCAGGAUUCUUCCGCUGAAGAAACCCCUUCGACCCCAUCUACCAAGAAACCCGGUAAUCCGUCGCCAGGUUCGGGCUUCGGCGCCUCGGCUGCAGCUUCGACAGCGGCUCCGGCCAAGAAGAAGCAGUCGAAAGGGAAGAAGGAGAGGGCGUCCAUCAUCCGCAGAGAACCAGUGGAGAAGCCGAGCUUCGUAACGGCGCAGGAGGCGGCUCGGGCGGAGGAGCUGAGCAAGAAUGAGAGUGCUUUCCUGCUUGCUUGGUCCGGCCUUGGGGCGAUUAUUCUUAUUGAGGGCAUUGCUCUUGCUGCUUCAGGUUUUCUACCAGAAGCAUGGGAUAACUUCCUUGUCAAGUACCUCUACCCAUCCUUCACUCCAACGGUCUUCUUGUUUGUUGCUGGAACAGUUAUCUAUGGAGUUUCGAAGUAUUUGCAGAACGAGAAUUCGGAAGGUGGAAACUGAACCUGAAUCAUCUAUCUGGUUGGAAAGCAUGGCUGUUGCUUUUGUUGGCGUUAUACCUGGUUAGUUCUGAGUUUUCGAUAGCUUGUAGUGCUCGUCUUGGCUGUGAUGAAUAUCCAUAAUGACAUUUCAAGAACAGUCAUAUAUGAGAGCUUUCUGCCUAAGUUUUUCUCUCCC
Messenger RNA from Salvia miltiorrhiza (redroot sage), 826 nucleotides. Its product is annotated as protein LPA2. The record is from RefSeq and is a predicted model, not a curated record. NCBI's taxonomy places the organism in Eukaryota, Viridiplantae, Streptophyta, Magnoliopsida, Lamiales, Lamiaceae. Gene Ontology annotation, cellular component: chloroplast. The transcript has 2 exons. The coding region runs from base 80 to 652 and encodes 190 amino acids.